AUGGCUAUAGAAAGUGAAACCAAAGGCAUCAGAAUUGCCAUUGACAGGGGCGGCACAUUUUGUGACUUCUGGGCAAGCAUCCCUGGCAGAGAAAAUGACUUGAUUUUCAAGUUGUUGUCCAGAAACCCUGGAGAAUAUGAUGAUGCGCCUAUCGAAGGUAUCCGGCAGAUCCUUGAAAAGGCUACCGGCCAGACUAUUCCUAGGGGAACACCCUUGGAUAUUACGCCAGUCGAAUCAAUUCGUAUGGGUACAACAGUUGCUACAAAUGCACUUCUAGAAAGAAAAGGAGAGCAAGUCGCUCUUUUAAUAACAAAAGGCUUCAAAGACCUUCUUGUCAUUGGCAACCAGGCUCGACCGAGUAUCUUCGACCUCUCAGUCUCCAAGCUCGAUAGGCUAUAUGAAAAAGUCAUCGAAGUAGACGAAAGAGUCACUAUAGAAGGUUUCGCCGAAGACCCCGAACCUCAACCUAUUAAUAUAAAAUCCGACCCAGGCUUGGUCGAAGGCCUUACGGGAGAAGCAAUCCGUAUUUUGCAAAAGCCAGAUCUUACGCAAGUCCGUCAGGAUCUUCAAUCGUUAUGGGACGAAGGGUAUCGUACCUUGGCCAUUGCAUUUAUGCACUCUUUUGCAUUCCCAGAGCAUGAAGCUGUCGUGGCAGCAAUUGCACGGGAGAUCGGGUUCAGAGCAUCGGUGUCGUCGGAACUACAACCUAUGAUUCGGAUUGUACCUCGAGCCCAGUCGGCGACGGCGGAUGCUUAUCUUUCUCCAGUUAUUGCGCAAUAUAUUGAAGGAUUCCGGUCAGGAUUUAAGGGCCGAUUAGAAGAUCACAACGCCAAGAAACUCCUUUUAUGUCAGUCAGAUGGUGGUCUCACCUCAUUCACUAGAUUUACGGGCCUGCGCGCAAUUCUAUCUGGGCCUGCUGCCGGCGUUAUUGGAUGUGCUCGCACCUGCUAUGAUGAGGAAGACGGAACGCCCGUACUUGGUUUCGAUAUGGGAGGAACAAGCACAGAUGUAUCUCGUUAUAGCGGUUCAUUUGAACAUGUCUUUGAAACCACCGUCUCACAGGUUGCCCUUCAAAGCCCGCAGUUAGAUGUUCAUACUGUAGCGGCCGGUGGAGGCUCAAUGCUGUUUUGGCGAAAUGGCUUGUUCGUCGCAGGUCCCGAAUCUGCAGGAGCAUACCCCGGCCCAGCAUGCUAUGGCAAAGGCGGACCUCUCACAAUCACCGAUGCGAAUUUCUUCCUCGGCCGUAUUCUGCCAGACUACUUUGCUCGUCCUCUGGACUUUGAUGUCGUUAAGAAGAAAUUCUUGGAACUCACCGAAGUUGUCAAUGCAGAAAAGAAAGGCACCGAAACCCUGACACCGGAAGAGGUCGCUAUGGGCUUCCUUCUCGUGGCAAAUGCAUCUAUGACACGGCCCAUCCGUGCUCUGAGCGAGGGAAGAGGUUAUGAGACUGCCGCUCAUAACCUAGUUUGCUUCGGCGGUGCUGGAGGGCAACAUGCAACUGCAAUUGCGCGGGAUCUCGGUAUCCGACGAGUACUCAUUCAUCGCUUCUCUAGCAUCUUGUCAGCCUAUGGAAUGGCUCUUGCAGAUGUUGUCGUUGAGCUCCAAGAGCCUGAGUCGGGUGUCUAUACCAAGGAGUCCGCUGCUCGUUUCGAGAAGCGAGCUGAAGCCCUCCGUGAGCGAAGUACGAAGCAGCUCAUUGAGGAAGGAUUCACCCAAGAUCAGAUAUCGCAUGAAGUAUUCCUCAACAUGCGUUAUCGCGGCAGCGAUACUUCCCUCAUGAUCUGUCAGUCUGAUGCCGCCGACUUCUCCGAAGGCUUUAUUGCUCGUCAUAAACGGGAGUUUGGAUUUACUCAACCACGCGAGAUCCUAGUGGACGACGUGCGUGUCCGAUCCGUUGGCAAGGCAGUAGAUGUCAAGAUCAAAAGCCCAUUCAAACAACUCAAAGAAAUCCGUCGGUCUUCUCAGCAAGAUCCGAAACCUGCUCUUAUUCGAAAAGUAUACUUCGAAAAGGAGGGAUGGACAGAUGCACGUAUAUUCCACCUGCAAGACGUACCCAAAGGAAGCGUUAUUCUCGGACCAGCCAUGAUUAUCGACGCAACUCAGACCAUCGUCGUCGAUCCUGCUAGCGAAGCGACUGUGCUGGAUGAACAUGUUGUCAUUGAUCUACUUGAUGCAGAGACCAAAAAGAUAUCCGCAGAUGAGGUUGAUCCCAUUCAACUAUCUGUCUUCAGUCAUCGUUUCAUGAGCGUCGCUGAGCAGACGGGUGAGACUCUUCGAAAGACGUCGAUAUCGACCAAUAUCAAGGAACGUCUUGAUUAUAGCUGUGCAGUCUUUUCUGCAGACGGUCAAUUGGUCGCUAAUGCACCACACAUACCUGCGCAUCUGGGAUCAAUGUCCUACGCAAUCGCAUAUCAAGCAAGACGGUAUGCAAAGGGGGAAUUGAAACCAGGCGAUGUGAUACUCUCGAACCAUCCCGUUGCUGGCGGUACCCAUCUUCCGGACUUGACUGUUACGACACCCGUCUUUGAUGAAAAUGAUCCGACCAAGAUUCUUUUCUUUGUAGCCAACCGUGGCCAUCAUGCUGAUAUCGGCGGUAUUGCUGCGGGAAGCAUGCCACCCAACUCGACUGAACUGUGGCAGGAAGGUGCUGCUAUUGAGUCGUUCAAGAUGGUGAAAGAGGGUGUCUUUGAUGAAGAGGGUGUCGCCCAUCUUCUCUACGACGUCCCAGCUACAUAUCCCGGCUGCAGCGGCACCAGAACACUAAACGACAACAUUUCCGACCUCAAAGCAGGAAUUGCAGCAAAUAACAAGGGGAUUCAUCUAAUUCAAGGUCUGGUGCGCGAAUAUAACUGGCCCGUCGUCGAACUGUACAUGCGUGCAGUACAAAAAAAUGCCGAAGAGACCGUGCGCAGUCUACUUAAGGACUUUAGUCGUCGCUUCCAAGGUCAACCUCUUGAGGCAGUUGAUUACAUGGAUGACGGAACACCAUUAGCCUUAAAAAUCACCAUCGACCCCGCUGACGGAUCUGCCAAUUUCGACUUCACCGGCACCGGUCCCGAAGCAUUGAAUAACCUGAAUAGUCCACCAGCAGUCAUGUACAGCGGUAUCAUGUACUGUCUCCGAUCCAUGAUAUCCUCCGAUAUCCCCCUGAACCAAGGAUGCCUGGCACCCAUCAACGUCGUCUGCCCACCAAACACAAUCCUCUCCCCAAGUAUGAAAGCCGCAACAGUGGGCUCAAACGUUGAAACCGCACAACGCAUAAUCGAUGUUAUUCUUAAAGCAUUCCGAGUCAUGGGUGCUAGUCAGGGAACAUGCAACAAUCUCACUUUUGGGUACGGCGGUAAAGAUCCCGUUACUGGAGCCGUGACCAAGGGCUUUGGAUACUACGAAACCAUCGCCGGUGGUGCGGGUGCAGGCGCAAACUGGGAGGGUCAAUCUGGUGUUCAUACUGGUAGCACCAAUACACGCAUGACUGACCCGGAGACGUUUGAAAAACGCUACCCUGUUCUCCUUCGCGAAUUUAGUAUUCGCAAGGGUAGUGGUGGCGCUGGCCGAAAUCGAGGUGGUGAUGGCUGUAUUCGCGAUAUUGAGUUACGACGUCCGUUGCAAGUUAGUAUUCUAUCUGAAAGACGAGUUGUGGCGCCGUACGGUAUGGCUGGCGGAGAGGAUGGGAAGAGAGGUGUCAAUCUAUGGGUACGAAAGGAUCCUAUAGAUGGAUCUGUGAGAACGAUAUCUGUGGGCGCAAAGGCAUCCAUGGAGAUGAAUACAGGUGAUAGGUUUAUUGUGCAGACCCCUGGUGGUGGCGGUUAUGGUGUACCGCCGGAUAAGAAGCGAGAUGUUGAGGCGCUAGAUGAGUUUGUUGUAAAACGUGCCGUUAUGUAGAUUGUCUUGUCUUUUACGAUAUGAUUGUGAUAUGCACUCUUAUUCCUUGACCUUAACUAUUUCUAUUAUCCCCAACUUCCCAGUUUAUUGUCAACAGAGUGAUACCUAGGUAUGAUUGAUCAUAUAGGCCUAUACUAUGUUUUGUUUCAUGAAUAUAAGAGGUGGACACAAUUUCUCCGUAUCCUAGCCCUAAACGGAGAUAUGCAGGCCCAAGCUAUCUACGAAUCAGGACGGCGUUAUCCGGGAAAAAGCUUUCUCGAGGAACAGCUCUAAAUUGGGUUUAUGAGCUUGAUUGAAUUGAGUAAAGUACUAUUGU
Messenger RNA from Talaromyces stipitatus ATCC 10500, 4198 nucleotides. RefSeq names its product 5-oxoprolinase, putative. Bases 1 to 3882 code for a protein of 1293 amino acids. Gene Ontology annotation, biological process: glutathione metabolic process. The record is from RefSeq and is a predicted model, not a curated record. The transcript has 3 exons. NCBI's taxonomy places the organism in Eukaryota, Fungi, Ascomycota, Eurotiomycetes, Eurotiales, Trichocomaceae. Gene Ontology annotation, cellular component: cytosol. Gene Ontology annotation, molecular function: 5-oxoprolinase (ATP-hydrolyzing) activity.